Messenger RNA from Cylas formicarius (sweet potato weevil), 1636 nucleotides. Its product is annotated as M-phase inducer phosphatase-like. NCBI's taxonomy places the organism in Eukaryota, Metazoa, Arthropoda, Insecta, Coleoptera, Brentidae. The record is from RefSeq and is a predicted model, not a curated record. Bases 195 to 1157 code for a protein of 320 amino acids. The transcript has 3 exons. Gene Ontology annotation, biological process: protein dephosphorylation; positive regulation of G2/MI transition of meiotic cell cycle; G2/M transition of mitotic cell cycle. Gene Ontology annotation, cellular component: cytoplasm; nucleus. Gene Ontology annotation, molecular function: protein tyrosine phosphatase activity.
AUCCGAUCGGAUUUCCUCACGCUGCCGCGUCCCGAAUUCGAACGUCAACGGACUUUCCCGCCGCGCGCCGAACAGCUGAACGCAGCAGCUGAUCGCGCCAACUUCACUCUAUUUACGUCAAAAAAACCCGCCAGAAAAACGGAACGGUCCGGUUUUCGCGCCCGCAGUCGCGAUCGAGCCGGUCCGUGGUGAACAUGAGCCGAGGUUUCUGCGAUUUUCCCGCCGCCGACAUGGCCGAAUUCUAUUGCGAAUUGUCUCUGUACGAAGACACGACAGAUUCCGGCUUCGCCGACGAAGUCCCCGACUUCAGUAACCUGCUGCACGGGUCCCUGCUGGUGGAAAACGACCCGGAAGCCUCGGUGUGCUUUUCUCCCGCCAAGGGCGACAACGGGACCCCCGGCAAGUGUUGGCUGACGAAGAAACGGAGGACGAACCCGUCGCCGGAGCCCUCGACGCCUUCCAAGGAGGCCGCGUUCCGUCUGAAGAGGUUGAAGAUAUUCGGUUUGGAUGAUGUAGCGUGUCGCGAGCACGUCAAGGAGGCGGUGGAGAAGUCGUCGACGGACGAGUGCGAUCUGAUCGGCGAUUUUUCGAAGGCCUACUGCCUGCCGACGAUCUCGGGCGCCCAUCCCGAUUUGAAAACAAUCUCGGUGGACACAAUGAAGGAUUUAAUCGAAGGCGUUUACGGGGACGUGCUCGCUUCUUAUAAGAUCAUAGAUAGCCGAUAUCCGUACGAAUUCGAAGGGGGCCAUAUCCAAGGCGCCAACAACUGUUACUCGAAGGAAGAGUGCCUGAAGCUGCUCGAUGAGCCGAGGAAGCAGAAGGACGAACGACACGUGCUCAUUUUCCACUGCGAGUUUUCUAGGGAGAGGGGGCCCAACAUGUACCGCCACCUCAGGAAGGAAGACCGAUUGAGGAACGGCGAGAACUACCCGGAUCUCUGCUACCCCGAGAUCUACGUCCUCGACGGAGGCUACAAGAGGUUUUUUGAGUCAUACCCGCACCUGUGCCAGCCCGCCACCUACACAAAGAUGCUGCAUCCAGAGCAUGAGCAGGACCUCCGGUAUUUUCGUCAAAAGUCCAAGACGUCGGAAGGCGACUCCAAAACCAAUGGCCGCAAACCCAAGGCGGUCCGGCGCUUCCUGUCCGACAUGAAUUAGGCCGACGUGUGUGUGGUGUUCGGGUAUUCGUUUCUUUCUCGUACCGGGAUUGAUUUGAAGUUUUAGUUUUGGCGAAACUAAUUUUUGUUGAGCCGUUCACCCCCCCCUCUGUGGUAUGGGGCAUGGUCCGAGUGAGGCGCUUAAUUUUUCGAAGGUUGGAAAUAGGAUUAGACACAUGCUUUUGCUUUCUCCCCCUGACUUGGUAUUUAUGUAAUAAGGAUUUCGACUGAAGAAACUUUGUACUAGCGAGUAGUUAAUCCCAUAUGUGAUGUUUAGUUUUAACAAAAAAAAGUUUUUUAUACGACAAAUUUUUAGUCUUAGAUCGCUUGCGAACAUGUGUGCAAUAGGAGAGAAAAAAAAACAAAAACGAUUACCCUUUUACGUUUCCCCGUGCAAUUUGUUUAGUUUUUUAUAUAUAUGAUUUUAUGUUCCUGUAAAGUUUAAGUACUGAAUAAAGAGAUUUUUUGAUACUUUUGUAA